This is a messenger RNA of Phragmites australis (common reed), 1110 nucleotides long. RefSeq lists its product as uncharacterized. The record is from RefSeq and is a predicted model, not a curated record. The transcript has 4 exons. Lineage: Eukaryota; Viridiplantae; Streptophyta; Magnoliopsida; Poales; Poaceae. The coding region runs from base 158 to 829 and encodes 223 amino acids.
GCAGUGAAGGCAGAGAAAGAGCAACGGCAGAAAUCAGGUUGAUGCCUGGAAAGCAACCAUUAUAUAUAGGCCUUUGAUACUUCUACUCUUUGCUGCCUGGCUCACGCUAUUGCAUAAUUCCUAGAUCCUGUUGCUUUUGGUGUUGCAUCAGCUUGCCAUGGACAGAGGAGCAGGUGCUCCCAUGGAUGCAAGCCAGAAUGAGUGGGAUUGGGAGGUCCUGCCUGACCACAGGCGCUUCUCCAUCGGCCGUGGAAGCAACAACCUUGAUGAUGAUCAAGAAACCAUGGAACCUGUUAUUAUGCCUCCAUCAGUAGAUCCUGAUGUGCAAAACAAGACCGUCGAUGAGUGCAAGGACAUCGGCGUCGUGCCGGAUGAGACUAACCCAAGCACAGAGGAAUCCAUGCCUAACGUGACCGAUCCGUUGGCCUCUGACGGAGAGGAGGGAGAGAAGACGUUCCAGAGCUCUGAUGCUAAGGAGCCUAACGAUGACAAAUUUUCUGAAGAGGAAGAAGAUACCAAGAAAGACAGCAAGGCGCCGCCAGAGUGCGUGGUUUUCAGCGUGGGGAAGCUGAAGGUGAACGGGAUCGGGGCGCUGUGCUCGUUCGGGUUCGCGGCCGCCACCGUCUGCAUCUUCCUGAUCGGUGGCAGGCUGCAGCACCACCACAGGCAGCCGCGGAAGAUCCAGUUGCAGUUAUAUGGUGAUGAUAAGAGAAUCCAGCAGGUUGUGCAGCAGACCUCAAAGCUGAACCAGGCCAUGUCAUCUGUGAUGGGAGCAGGAACUUCAACAAGGGCGAACAUAUCAUUUGGUGGCUUUUACGAUGGGUUCUGAUCGAUUAGAACGAGUAUGAUCAAGUGCAAGUUGCCAUAGUAGCAGGUAGCAACUUAGAUAUGCUACGGCCAAGUGGUCUGAAACUCGGAAUGUAUACUACCACUUAUAUACCUGCACAUACUGUAUAUUGGAUGUAAAUAAUUGGGUUCUUAGUCUUAGACCUUGGUUUACGUACAGAUGAGGAUGGAUUAUAGGAUUGUUUAAGUUGGUAGAUAAGGAGCAGAGACUAUUUGUCUUGCGCCGAAAUAGGUUAAUACUUAAUGGAGAAGUUUCUAAUUAAA